Messenger RNA from Ciona intestinalis (vase tunicate), 1249 nucleotides. RefSeq lists its product as uncharacterized. NCBI's taxonomy places the organism in Eukaryota, Metazoa, Chordata, Ascidiacea, Phlebobranchia, Cionidae. Gene Ontology annotation, cellular component: membrane. The record is from RefSeq and is a predicted model, not a curated record.
UUAAAUUUAUCGCAUAUUACAGUGUAGUUGUGAAAUUUGUAAAAUAUGUCUGCUGUAAAUCCGUCAGCUACUGUAGUGGUGAACUCGCCAGCCAAUGUUCAAUCACCUAUGCUGAAGAAAUAUAAAAAGAUCAUGGUGGGAUUAUGUAUAUCCGAAACCGUUCUGGGAUCGAUCAGUAUUUUACUGGGUAUUGUAUUGGCUUGCUUUUCAAGUAGCGGCGCAGGAAUAUGGUGUGGAAUUUGGAUACUGGUUGCUGGUAUUCUUGGAAUAGUAGCUUCCCGAAAACGAACGACUCCGUGUCUGAUCAACUGCCACAUGGGAUUCGCAAUCACCGCUUCCGUUUUCUCAGCCAUACAAGUGACGGUCGCCUCUGUACAAAGUAUAUAUAUGUGGUCUUCAGUGGCUACUGCCUUUUCAAUUGUGUUGGUGAUCAUUGGUUUGGCAGCGUUUAUAAUAUGCAUUGUGAGUGCCAGUUACUGCUGUCCUCUACAUACCGCUCUUACAGGAAGCUACGGGUGUUGUGGCGCAGGAUGCUGUGAUGAGAUUUCUGUUCACCACCAAGCUGGAACUCGUGUGGUAUACUUGCAGCAACAACCCGCUCAAAACCAAGUGGUUCAGUAUGCCGGCCAACCACAACUAAUUGUGCAAAACCCAGGUGGCCAACGAUUCUUGAGCACACCAUACGGAUACACAAGUAUCCCGACCAAUGCACAGCAGUUCGUUAUUGUACAAGGACAGCCAGGUCAACCACAAGGCAUGGUCGUGGGAAACCAACCAAUAGCAAAUGUGCAAAACUCUCAACAAAUGUCCAGUGUUCAGUUACAGCAAGCACAAGGUGUGACAGCGAAUUCUGAAGCGGCAUCUCAAAAGCAGACGGAAGCCGAGGCUUCCAGCAAUCAAACCGAGAAUACGGUUAAUCCCUCAGCCUUUCCAGCCAACCCACCAGCCUAUUUUCCUAACUGAUUAUUUGACUAAAAUCGUUUGACUUUUGUAAAUUGCGUAAAAACGGCGAUGUACGUACUAUAUAAAUUCCCGUUAUCCCAUAUAGGCGUCUGCUUUUGAAAUCAUUUGUUUAAUAAGUAUUUUAUUGGCACUCAUCAAACUUCCCGGGGGAAGACUUAAAUGGAUAGAAAUCAAGGCACGAAUCUCAUUUAUGAAACAUAACUUUUUUAUUGUCACGAGCGAUUUUCUGAUUUUGGCGCAAUUGUCAGUUUGCAAGUUAAAUAAAUUGCCGCACAUUAGUGUCCCA